AUGGAGUUCACGCGAGACGUCAAUUCUCCUGAGCCACGGAACAGAGACGAAAAGAUGGAUUCUGUGCGAGUAACAGCGAACUGUCGCAGCAAAAAUAGGGGAGUUGACGUUUGUCGAUUUUUGCUGAUUGGAGACUGUCGCAAGAAACUUCUUCGCACGCCAUACUUCUUCGGAUGGCACUAUGCGGUUUUAACCCUUAACAUUGUGUCAAUUUUUCUCAUAUCUUUGGCUGUCACAGGAGCAAUAUUACAACAGAAAGACAACAAAAGACGACGAAUAACGGCAAUCCUUUACACCGGACUAGUUUGUAUGAGUGUGUUUAUUCUCUGCAUUUCAUUGAUGGUGUUUGUGAUAAACGGUGAAAUGUUGGAGUCUAGGUACCUAAUUGGAGUGAAGAACACGUUUGAGAAAUACUAUGGAUAUUCUUUCUACCUCGCUUGUGCUGCUCUUCUCCUGCUUGUAUGUGCAGCAUUUGGAGCCACCGUGAUGACUACAUUUGCCUUCUUCGGAACAAAUACAUUUAAUGAUGUAUACUGCAAUGUAUCCUCUCGAACCAUUCAGGAUCAUAAAAACGACGUCAUUAAGAACUCCCAAGAGUUUAGAACAGUGAGUGUGCAACACGGAGACUACAUUACAUCUCAUCGAUCUUCUAGUGGUCAAUUUCAGCAAACAACAAGACAUUUUUACAGUUACUGA
Necator americanus (New World hookworm) is the source of this 696-nucleotide messenger RNA. RefSeq lists its product as uncharacterized. Lineage: Eukaryota; Metazoa; Nematoda; Chromadorea; Rhabditida; Ancylostomatidae. The record is from RefSeq and is a predicted model, not a curated record. Gene Ontology annotation, cellular component: membrane. The transcript is spliced from 6 exons. The coding region runs from base 1 to 696 and encodes 231 amino acids.